Messenger RNA from Dreissena polymorpha, 7958 nucleotides. Its product is annotated as protein bicaudal C homolog 1-A-like. The coding region runs from base 46 to 3285 and encodes 1079 amino acids. Gene Ontology annotation, cellular component: cytoplasm. The record is from RefSeq and is a predicted model, not a curated record. The transcript has 21 exons. Lineage: Eukaryota; Metazoa; Mollusca; Bivalvia; Myida; Dreissenidae. Gene Ontology annotation, molecular function: protein binding; RNA binding.
CACCAAUUCUACUUCGCCUCAAUUUAGACUGACAACAAGUAUGCAAUGGCUGACAGUUUACAAAGUCGCCGAGCUGAAAUGAAAGACUCGGCCUCUGUUAGUGAAACUGGAUCGGAUAAAGGUGACAUUUCUCAGGAAAAUAAGGAUGAAUCACAAGAAAAUGACCUUGGAUAUGUGGAAGAAAGAUUUCGCGUUGACCGAAAGAAAUUGGAACAAAUGUUACAAGGUAACUGGGAAAGGCAAGAUGAGGCUGCAGAAGACUUUUUUCAACGGAUAAUGGAGGAAACCAACACACAGAUAUCCUGGCCUUCAAAGUUAAAAAUUGGCGCGAAAUCAAAAAAAGAUCCCCACAUCAAAGUGGUGGGCUUACCAGAGGACAUCAGAGAGGCCAAAGACAUCAUCAUGUCAGUGCUAGACACUAAAAGCAACCGAGCCACACUGAAGAUGGACGUCUCAUAUACAGACCAUUCUCAUGUUAUUGGCAAAGGAGGCAACAACAUUAAGCGUGUCAUGCAGGAGACCGGCUGUCACGUCCACUUUCCUGACUCCAACCGGGGCAACAGUGUUCAGGAGAAGAGCAACCAGGUGUCAAUAGCAGGUCAACCCCAGGGAGUGGAGUCAGCAAGGGCCAAAAUCAGGGAGUUGUUGCCCUUGGUUUUCAUGUUUGAGAUCCCUGCAACGACCAUCCCGAUCCAACUUCCCGAUACCCAGUCUCCCACAAUGCAACAUCUGCAGCAGCAAUAUAAUGUUCAGAUCAGCUUCCGUCAGCGACAGAGAGGCUAUGGCACAACUGUCAUUGUCCGCGGGUCUGUUUACAACGAAAAACUUGUGAAAGAAGCCACUCUGAAAAUGAUGGACUGUAUACUAGGCAAACUGCCAGCCCCGCUGCCGGUGUCCAUGCAGCUUGAGAUAGCGCCCCAGCACCACCUGUUCAUCAUUGGUCGUGGAGGCAUGAACAUAAAGCAGAUCAUGCAGGUCACUGGGGCAGUGAUCCACUUUCCAGACCCGAACACUGUCGCACCCCAGAGGAAGGGGCUUGUCUUCAUCUCUGGGCCCAUUGAGAGUGUCUACCAGGCAAGACAGCAGCUCAUUGGAUGCCUGCCCCUGGUGCUGAUGUUUGAUGUGAAGGAAGAGCUGGAGAUGGACCAGGGGCGAGUGACCCAGUUGAUGGAGCAUCUGGACGUGUACAUCAGUGUCAAGCCUAAACCAAAACAACCAAGCAAAUCUGUGAUAGUGAAGAGCAUAGAGAGAAAUGCGUCCAACAUGUACCUGGCGCGGCUGCUACUGCUGGGGGUGGAGAAGGAGAUACCCCGCCAUCACCAUGCCAACGUGAUCACCGAGGAGGGGGGCAGGCACACCAUACUCAGUCUUAGUGCCUUAGGUUACUUCAGUCAGACCAUUCAGCCAGCCCUGCAAGUGAGCACAGCCAACCAGUUCCUUCUGCUUAAUGGUCAGAAGAGCCCACCCAGUACUUACCCAGCCCAGCUACUUCUAAUCAACGGUCAGAAAAGCCCACCCACCACCCAGCAAGCCCAAGUGGCCCAGCUAUCCCACCAGCCCCCAUCCACUACAUACACCACCCAAGCCUCCUACAACCAUGCCACCCAGUCAACCAUUUUCAGCAACCAGCAGAACGCUCACACGAACUCUUACAAUGGCAGCCACCUGACCAAUCAUGCAAGUCAGCCCAAUAUGUUAAACGUGAAUGGCCAGGUCAGCAUGGCUCCUGCUGGCAUGGCUACUAGCUUCAGCCCUCCUAGUCCGAAGAGUCCCCAGCCUGCGCAUCAAACCAUGCAGCAUGUCAUACAACCACCACCAGGAAUCUAUGGUGCACCGCGGAUGGCCAUGCCCCAGGUGUCGCUACAAAACGUGGUAGAUCUCAUGAAGGAGUGUGCCGUGACAUCACAGCGUGUGGAUCACUCUCACCACCAGUCUUCCUUCCCCGGGGCUCAGACCUUGAGAGAACCAGGUAUGAGUCACAGUGAGGGUCCAAGUCCGUCCAGAAGUCCAUGUGAGAGUCCAAAGACCUUCCGAGACUGCUCCAGUACCGUUGAUUUAGCUGGUCUAUCAUCGUCUGGUAAAUUUGUCUCCCAUCCGAAAGUGUCCCUGGACAGUGGUAGCUCACCGCUGGACCUACUCGGCCUCAACCUGGGUAAGCCUAACAAGCCUGGACUCAGUAGUAGCGCCCACACGAUGGACCUGCUGGGCCUGAGCAAGACAACCAACUCCCACCUGGGGAUGGGCAGCCUACCCUUUCACAGCAGAAACACUGGGGGGUCCUCUCUCCACGGCAGCUUAAAUCAUGGGUCCUUGCACGCAAGCCUUAAUAGUGCGAAGAUUCAGUCAGGACUGAAGAACGAGUCAUUGCGGGGUAGCUUGCACGGGAGUUUGAACUGCGGCUCCCUUCAUGCAAGUCUCAAUAACGGUUCCCUGCAUGGGAGUCUUAGCAGCUCCUCUCUACAUGCCAGUCUCAAUAGGAACUCAUUGCUGAACGGAGAUGACCAUAGAUUACUGGAGCCGGAUCACCUGGACCUGAGGGCGCCAGGUAUUGAACGCAAGACCUCACAGUCCUCUCUGUAUACAGAUCCUUUUCAGUCAUUUGGGGGAGAUUACGAGGAAAAGAAACUCAUGGCCAACAAAGCGAUGCAAAAGAAGCCUAUGGUGGAGUCGUCACGGACACCAACUGACUACUGGUCAGGUCUAAUGUUCUCAAAAUCAAUGCCCACUCAGGCCAUGAGGGAGUUCGGGGGCCUGAAACCAAGAUAUGAGCCACCCAUGGCUACAACGUAUGAGAGCCCAGGUGAUGAGAUCAUGGAGAUGGAUGACAGUCUGUGGAAGGCCACGCCCGCCUCCAUGUACAAACGACCUGUCGACCCCGCCCCUGGGGAGUUCCCAAGCCCAAGGAAGAAAUGGCCGGAAUAUGGCCUGAGUGCCAGCAACCACAUGGACUGUACCCUGGUGCCCAAGAAGUCCUACUGGUCACCAGAGCUGGACCUGGCAGAGUUGUUCAUCAAGCUGGGACUGGGAAAAUAUACAGAUCUGUUCCAGCAACAAGAGAUUGACCUCCCUACAUUCCUGACCCUGACAGACCAUGACCUUCGAGAGCUGGGUAUCUCAACGUUUGGUGCCAGAAAGAAGAUGCUCCUUGCGAUUGCAGAUCUGAAUAAGAGACGAAUGUUGAUGACAGCAAACAAUCACAUGGAGAAUACCGACUCCUUUCACGAGAAAGUCUCCCAUGACCAUGACGUGUCACAUGCAGGCAUCACUGGCCUCUCUGGCUGGUAACCAGACCAAUCCACACUGGUCCGCUGGUAACCAGGAUAAUCCACACUGGUCCACUGGUAACUAGGACAAUCCACACUGCUACGCUGGUAACUAGGACAAUCAAGAGUGAUCUGAUAAGGGUGAAACUUAACUGUGAGCCCCUUCAUUAUGUACAUGGACAAUCUACGAACACAAACUCUGAGCGUCGUUCUGGGAAAACUGGGCUAAAUGUAUGUGCAUAAACUAUUGUGUAAGAUAAGCUUGUGCUGUCUGCACAGGCUAAUCAGUAAAACAAACCUUUGUAGCUUAACUGGAUUUUUAUUUUGACGAUACUUCCUUUAAACAAAAAAUUUCAUACAAGAGGAAUGUGUUGUCUCUGAUUAGCCUGUGCAGACUGAGCAGGCUAAUCUGGGACAACUCUUUAUACAGACGCAUUUAGCCCUGUUAUCCCAGAAUUAGGUUGACUCUGAUUAUGGUGAUACAAAAUUGUGAGCUGCUUCUUUCUGUGAAGUGAAGUGCCCCUUAAACUCAGAUAAAAUUGAAGCUAAAGUCUCAGAGCCUUCAUGUAGUCAUUUGACAAUGCUUACGAACAUUGAUCAUGGUGACACUAUUCUAUGAGCGCCUGAAUGAUGUAGAUUGAUAAUCUACACUUAUCCAGAAAUGGUCAAACUAACCUAUGAGCGCCUGAAUAAUGCUGAUUGACAAUCUUCAGUUAUUCAGAGAAUUGUGUAAUUAAACUGUGAGCGCAUGCUUGAUGUAGAUUGACAAGGUCUUGGAGUUGUGGGUACAUUCUAGCACAGUAUUUCACAUUCAAAGACUGUUUUAAAACUGUCUGAUAGGGUUAGAUGUUAGAUGAGAAAAAAUCACAAGUUUGACAAGCUCAAGUUGUGCAAACUUACAGAACACAACUCUGCAAUAUACUCAUGUUGAACAUCCCAUACUAUGAUAAAGGAAGAGGAAACUAUUAGAUAAUUUAGUUAUUUCAACAAAGAUUUGUAACAUCAGCAUUUUUAGUGUUGAAUACAAGCAGUAUAUUUUCCUGAAAAUCGGUGUUUGAUUUCAACAUGCUGAUUGAUUGUGAUUUUUCAUGGAUAUCAUGAAAAUCCUCUCAAUGUAUGACUGAUUUUGUGGUAACAAAGGAGUGAAAAGUGUUGUGACAUAAACAUGGAACAGCACAAACAGUCACAAGGGAUAUUAGUUGUAACUUAAGUCAAGUUAGGCAGUUAUCAAUCUAUUAUCACUAUUUCUGACAUUAAUUACAGAUUGUCAGGGGUCUGCUAACCCAAGUUACAUAUGAAGUUAUUGUUUUAAUUGUCAUUACAUAUGCACACAUAGUUAUGACAUUAUGUUCUACUCUUUAUAUCCUGCUGGAGGCAUGUAUGACUCUUAUACAAUCAGAAGUAUCAAACCCCAACUAGUCAAUUUGUAUUUGUACUGACAAUUAACUUAAUUACAUAAAAAGUAUACAUUUUGGUCAUAUUCUUUUUAUAAGAUUAUAGGUAUGGAUAUAAAUGUGUAAUUUGGUUUAUAUACUCAAAUAUUUAUUUUUAAAAACUGAAACAAAACCCCACUUAGUCAAUUUACAAGAAUUAUUUUAUUUGGAUUAUUGACUAUAAGUUGUUGUUGUUACUUGGCUUACUGUGUAAUGAAACAUAUAUAGAUGCUAUAAUGUGUAUUGUUGGUAGUAAUAAAUCAUGUUUGCUUGUCAUUUUAUACCUUUCAAAGAACAUGCCUUCCUUAUUUCAGUCAACAGUAAAAUACUGGAAUACUUAUAAAGAGCAGAUCAAUUUCACUACUAGUACUUUUUAAAUAAUAAUUAAUAUUUGAAAACUAUAUAAUGUGUUAAUGGCAAUCCUGUGUUAAUUUAUGAAGCAUAAAAAUAAUUAUAUAAAGACAUUUUACAUUAUUUUUUGAAGAUUAUACCAAAUACAACUAUACAAGUAAUAGUAUAGGUUUUCUAUAACUACAGUUCCGAUUCAACUCUGAUUUGUUAAUAUUUCUUUGAUGUAGGAAAGAAAUGCAUGCUCUUUGAUUGGGGAAUUAUUCAUAUUUUAUCUUAUAGUCCCUGGACAAAAAUCUUGGACAACAAAGCCCAUGUUAUGCCUGUAACCCGAUCAUACGUCAUUGUGUACAUAGUAGCAUUGCUCAGCUAUUGCUAAAGGCAAACCCCAUUUUAUUUAUUGCCCCUUCUUUUGCAUUUUACUAUGUUUAUAGAUGCCUUUAUUGAAUUGUAUUGUAGAUUCUUAGAUGCAAUCAUCAAAGUCAAUGGAUCUGUACUGUUAUUUUAAUUAUUUUUUCAAUUGUAUUAUUUAGUUAAAAUGUUACUAAUUAUGUUAUUGAGCAAAUAUGUAUUUUAAGUGAUUUUUCCCAUGUUUGCAAAGAUGAAAUCCGUCCAUUUUUGUGAUAUAAAUGCAGCUUGUGUUUUUACAAGCAUUAUGCACAAUAUGCAAAUAUCUACUUUAUCAGAUAUAUUUUGUAGAUUUGUUGUUUAUUUCUUUUUGCUGUAAAACAUGUACAUGUUUAUAUACAUUGCUGAUUUUGGUGUUAACAUUUUGGCUGUAUAGUGUAAACUGGAAUGUAUUCAUGUUUACAACAACAACAACAUUUAUUUGGUAAUGUGAGUCUACCUGACCAAAAUACAACUUAUGAUUCAUUGCAUAAGGCAAAGUUGUUAAAAGAAGUAAAUGUUUGGCCCUUUGUCCCCGGCAGACUAUACAGUGGACAAUGUUUGUGUCCUAACAUUUGUUUGUGGGGCCUCAUGCCUGUCUUUGACACAUUUCUAGCUUAAUUGCAAGUUGUUGCUUAACUGACAUUACUGCUAUAAAAUAUUGAUAAGACUAAAUGAUGCAAAUUAGAUUUUUGUUCAGAGUAUGUGAGCGUACUGUAUUAUGAUGCUUAGUUUUGUGCUAUUUUGUGCUAUUUUCUCCCUAUGUUAUUUGUCUUCAUUGAUUAUGGUAGAGUUACAGGUGUAUAUUGGUGUAAAAAGACAGCUCCCUUCACAUAUUUAGUUAACUAGGCAAAAAGGCUACAAACUAUAAAUGUGAAUAUUUUUUAGAGAAAAAACAUUUGAAGUACACAUUGUUUACUUAAUUGUUUCAAACAUUUAUGGUUGGUACCCAACUGAAAUGUUUUAAUUUGCUGUGCACAUGUAUUGCUGUGGGACUUUUUUUAUAAACAAAACUAAUUUCAUAGUUGUGCUAGAACAGCUUUCCUAAAUCCAUCGUUCAAAAGAGACCAUAGAGGUUCUAAAUGACAUUCAGAGUGAUAACACAAUGCCUGCUAAAGGGUUUACUCUACAAUAUAAAACCCAUUAACCCUUUCCUGCUCAAAAGCAAAGUGAAUUAGGCUAAGUGCAACAAGCAUAAAACCUGAACAGUCCACCAGUGACAUGCAGGCUGUUCUGGUUUUAUGCUGUUUGCUGUUCAUCAGUUUCUUAGAGUUGGAAAUGUAGCCUUUGAAACCUAUUAUCUAUAAAGAAAGGUCUUUAAUUUAAUUUUCAAAGGGAUUUCAAAUGUUUCAAAAUACAUAUCUGUGCGGUAAUAGGUUAUUCUUGGGAUACAAAACGACAUAACCAAGCGGAGCCUUUUUAAAUCUUUCCAAAAUCAUGCGAGCUAUAAUUAUCUGAUUGCAACUAUCAUUUUAAUUCAAAAGCAGUCAGCAUUGUUCCUGCCUAAAACUAAAUUAAGAAUUUUUUUUAGGACAUUUGGAACAUCCAUAGUUUGACUGGUCCCGGCCCACACAUCAGUCCCCAGGGGCCCUAGUGUACUAGUGUUUGUGAAGGGAGCUGUCUCAGUGUAAUUUCUUGUCAAUUCCAACAAAGAUUUGCCGCUUGUAUAGACCCCACCCACAGGCAGGCUGUCAAGGUGGGUGUACUGCUCAUUGAAUGGGAUGGUAGUCUUACAUCUGGCGAAACUCUCAAAUAUAUAUUUUUUUAUUCUGAAAUUUGAUUUUUGGAAUUGACUGAAUACGUUUAGAUAUGUGAAAUUAGAUCUGCAUCAGGCAUAUUUUCUCUGAAGUUGAUGAUUUUCGUGCUUAUUUUGUGAAAUAAAGAAUAAAAUUGCAUACAACAAAACAUACAAGCGCAAUUAAACUACUGAGCCAUCUCUAUUCAUUCUAUUGUUUACAAGUAUUGUUUCUAAGGUAACCAGUAAGAUUACUUGAGGUUUUCCAUUGAGCAGUAGACCCAAAGAAGCCCAUGAUUGAACUAUUGGACGGGACAUUCAUUUCUCAUGUGUGUAAUGUACCCAUAGUGGAGUUUUAUAUAUAAUGUGCAUAUAAUGUUGCAAACGUUGAAGUUAGCCUAAUUGUCAAUGUUGUUUGCUAUAAAUUGUUGCUUUAUACAUUUUUUUUAAUGGCUUCAUUGUAUAUUAUAGUUUUACAUAUAAUGUGGCUUGUAUACAGUGAUCAGUGCCAUGUCCAGCUGAUUUGGUAACUGAGUACUGCUUUAUAAAUAUCCGUCCAUGACUUAUUGUAUACAUUUUUAGAGUGAUGUACAAUUUAAGUACUGUUAUAUGCAUGAGUUGUGAUGAACAUUGCAUUAUAGCGCAACCUUUCACUUAUUUUUAAAAUUUGUAAAUGCUGUAUUACUGACAUUUGUUAAGGAUACGGCUCUCAACAAAGCUGUGUUGGUUUAUGCAAGUUAUUAUAAACCAAAAUGUGCAAGUUGGCUUAUAUCAAUAAAAAUUUUAAUAGUU